AUGAAGGUCUUCGUCGUUGUCGCUGCCAUCGUUGCUGCCGUUGCCGCGGCUCCACAGUACCCGGAAAUGUCGUACAACGCGUACAACAUGCCACUGCCGCAGGAGCCCCGUUACGAGGAGUACAAUGCUCAGCCACAAUACGAGUCCCAAUACCAGUACCAGCCACAGUACCAGCCACAAUACCAGCCACAGUACCAGCCGCAGUACCAGCCGCAGUACCAGAGCGAACAGCUGUCCGCCGAUGGUUACAAGAUCGUCCCCGGUAUCGUUGAUGCCCGCUGUCCCCGUGGUGACGACCCUAUGAAGCCGGUCCAUCUGGCAGUGAACGGAAACUGUGCCAAGUUCAUGAAGUGCUUCGGUGGCCGUGCCUACGAGAUGGACUGCCCGGCCGGUCUGGAGUUCGGUGCCAAUGUGAACCGUUGCGACUAUCCUGCCCUUGCCCAGUGUUCCCGCUACUAA
Anopheles moucheti is the source of this 459-nucleotide messenger RNA. Its product is annotated as peritrophin-1-like. Gene Ontology annotation, molecular function: chitin binding. Gene Ontology annotation, cellular component: extracellular region. The coding region runs from base 1 to 459 and encodes 152 amino acids. The record is from RefSeq and is a predicted model, not a curated record. The transcript is spliced from 2 exons. NCBI's taxonomy places the organism in Eukaryota, Metazoa, Arthropoda, Insecta, Diptera, Culicidae.